This is a messenger RNA of Cyphomyrmex costatus, 1605 nucleotides long. RefSeq lists its product as uncharacterized. The record is from RefSeq and is a predicted model, not a curated record. NCBI's taxonomy places the organism in Eukaryota, Metazoa, Arthropoda, Insecta, Hymenoptera, Formicidae. The coding region runs from base 108 to 1544 and encodes 478 amino acids. The transcript is spliced from 3 exons.
AUUUAUUUAUGUGUUGAUACUCUCUCGAGUAUGAUAUCCUGAUUUUCGAAUACUUUGGUCAAUUUUGCUCAAGUACAGAGGAAACCUUAGAUCUUCUGCAAAAUACUAUGGAGGAGGAUAAAGAUUUCAAAAAUAUUUGGAAAGUUUAUCGUCUUUAUCCCUCUGAGACGGAACGAGUCAGAUCAAAUACUUUUCCUGGAUCGCUGUCACUCAACGAGCAAUCGUUCGAAUAUGACACGAGCGACGAUUCGCAAACUUUAAUCAAACCAUACAGCAACGAAUUAUAUGGGAGUAAAGAAGAAUUAAGCGAGAGAUUCCAAGAUAAAAUGCGGAAAGUCAAGAAUGACUGCCCAAGUCCAUGGAUUUUACCACAUUACAAUCAUGGUAUUGAAAACUUGAACUGGAGCAUGCAAUGUAAUGAAGGAUCGUUCACAAGAAACACUACACCAAUGAAAGAUCAGUUGGAAAUUGAAGCAGAAUCAAUGAGUCAAUCAGAUACUGCACAUGAACCAGAAGAGACUGCUACAAAUAAAUUUGUUAUUUUUUCAAAGAAGACUAGUUUGCGUCCAAAAUUGAAAAUAAAAUCUGAGAAACAACAACCUGAAAAGAGGCACAGUUUGAAUUUUGUGAACGAAGACAAUAUGACACCUACAAAAAAAUGCAAGGAUUAUGAUGAUAUAUCAAACAAUCUUCGUCCAAUUACUCUGCGUAAUUUAUCUGCCAUUUCUGUUGCUGAUAAUUUCGAUAAACGCGAGAAUCCACAAUGUAAACAUCUGCUGAAAGCGAAAAAGAAUUUUACCUUAUACGAAUGUUUUAAGUUUGUACUAUUAAUUAUAUUCUUGACUUUUAUCUCAGUAAUAAUGUAUGAAAAUCUGGGAACUCACAAACACAGCACUGAUUUUGCAAAUGCCGUUGUUGAAUUGAAGAAGCAUGUUUAUGGUCAUUACGACUUGCAGAGACUCUGUGAAUAUCUUGAGAGUGAUGUACCUUUCUUCAAGGUGAUAGUCCUCUUUGGUGACACAGGUGUUGGUAAAUCAUACACGGCAAAUAUCAUAAGAGAGAAUUUCUCGAGAAAGUAUGCUAUUCGUUAUUAUUUCCCGCCAUUAAAAAAAGCCAUGAAGGAUAUUGACAUUCCUUUCUUAUAUCCGAAUCUAAUCAUUUUGGAAAAUUUGAAAUAUUAUGAUAUGAUGGAUGUCGUGAACUUUCUAAAGGCCCGUCAAGACAUAUAUAAUAAUCGCGUCAUGACUGUGCUGGCCAUUUUCAACUUCGAAAAUAGGUUUGACUAUACGUUGCAAAGAAAAAAUCAACCCAACGAUUCAGCUAUAAUACAAAAAGCCUUUUUCAACAAAAAUGUCGGAGUUAAAAUUUUUUUCUAUGAACCUUUGAAUGAGAAUGCCUUGAGGAAAUGCAUUAUAGAUGCAAUGAAAAAGAGCAAGUUGAUGCUCAACGAAACACAAUUUGAUUUUGUUAAAAAGAGACUGUUGUCAAAUGGAGCCGGUUGUAAAAGGGCCAACACGUAUAUUCAACGAAUCGGUAGGAUGUAACUUAGAUAUAAAAAUUGAUACAAUUUUCUUAAAAAGACGAAAAGACUGAAAUUCUUAUAUA